Molecule: messenger RNA, 3725 nt
Organism: Talpa occidentalis (Iberian mole)
Lineage: Eukaryota; Metazoa; Chordata; Mammalia; Eulipotyphla; Talpidae
Gene: ACTR5
Product: actin related protein 5
Exons: 9
Coding region: 1-1848 (615 amino acids)
Biological process (GO): regulation of DNA-templated transcription
Cellular component (GO): cytoplasm; Ino80 complex
Source: RefSeq, a predicted model, not a curated record
AUGGCGGCGGCCGGUGCAGCCGGGCUGGCGGCGAACGUGUUCCCGUUCCGCGACGCCCGCGCCGCGCCGGACCCGGUGCUAGAGGCCGGCCCGGUCGCGCAUGGGCCACUGCCGGUGCCGCUGGUGCUGGACAAUGGGUCGUUCCAGGCUCGCGCCGGCUGGGCGUGCCCGGGCCCGGACCCCGGCCCGGAGCCGCGCCUGCAGUUCCGCGCUGUUUGCGCCCGCGGGCGCGGCGGGGCUCGGGGCGGGGCCGGCCCGCAGGUGGGCAACGCGCUGGGCAGCCUGGAGCCGCUGCGCUGGAUGCUGCGCUCACCCUUCGACCGCAAUGUGCCGGUCAACCUGGAGCUGCAGGAGCUGCUGCUGGACUACAGCUUCCAGCACCUGGGAGUCUCCUCACAGGGCUGUGUUGAUCACCCCAUAGUUUUGACAGAAGCUGUGUGCAACCCUCUGUAUUCACGACAAAUGAUGUCUGAGCUCCUUUUUGAGUGCUACGGGAUCCCCAAGGUUGCCUAUGGAAUCGAUAGCCUUUUCAGCUUCUACCACAACAAGCCAAAGAACUUGACUUCCACUGGGCUCAUCAUCUCUUCUGGAUACCAGUGUACACAUAUUUUACCCAUCUUAGAAGGGAGGUUAGAUGCUAAAAACUGCAAGCGCAUCAACCUUGGAGGAAGCCAAGCAGCUGGCUACCUCCAGCGUCUCCUCCAGCUGAAGUACCCUGGGCACCUGGCCGCCAUCACACUGAGCCGCAUGGAGGAGAUCCUGCACGAGCACAGCUACAUCGCUGAGGACUACAUAGAAGAAUUGCAGAAGUGGCGGUGCCCCGACUAUUAUGAAGACAAUGUCCACAAGAUGCAGCUCCCAUUUUCCAACAAGCUCCUCGGUAGCACUCUGACCUCUGAGGAGAAGCAGGAGAAGCGGCAGCAGCAACUGCGGCGGCUGCAGGAGCUCAACGCCCGUCGGCGGGAGGAGAAGCUGCAGCUUGACCAGGAACGACUGGACAGACUGCUGUAUGUGCAGGAGCUUCUGGAAGAUGGCCAGAUGGAUCAGUUUCACAAAGCUCUGAUAGAGCUGAACAUGGACUCCCCAGAAGAGCUGCAGUCAUACAUACAAAAGCUCAGCUCAGCAGUGGAGCAAGCAAAGCAGAAAAUCCUUCAAGCAGAAGUCAACCUCGAGGUGGAUGUGGUGGACAGCAAGCCAGAGACCCCUGACCUGGAGCAGCUGGAGCCGUCUUUGGAAGACGUGGAAAGCAUCAAUGAUUUUGAGCCCUUGUUUUCCGAGGAGACACCUGAGGUGGAGAAGCCGGUCACCACUGUCCAGCCCGUCUUUAACUUGGCAGCAUAUCAUCAGCUGUUUGUUGGGACAGAAAGAAUUCGAGCUCCAGAAAUUAUCUUCCAGCCGUCUCUCAUAGGAGAAGAGCAGGCGGGGGUAGCAGAGACUCUUCAGUACAUUCUGGACAGGUACCCGAAGGACAUCCAGGAGGCGCUGGUUCAGAACGUCUUCCUCACUGGCGGGAACAUGAUGUAUCCUGGGAUGAAAGCGAGAAUCGAGAAGGAGCUGUUGGAGAUGAGACCCUUUCGGUCUUCUUUUCAGGUCCAGCUUGCCUCCAACCCAGUGCUGGACGCCUGGUACGGCGCUCGUGACUGGGCCUUGGACCACCUGGAUGACAGCGAAGUCUGGAUCACCAGGAAAGACUAUGAAGAAAAGGGCGGGGAGUACUUCAAGGAGCACUGCGCUUCAAACAUCUACGUCCCCAUCCGCCUGCCAAAGCAGGCCUCACGCUCCUCAGAAGCCCAGGCAUCUGGCAAAGGCGCUGGGGCCAGUGGAGGUGGUGCUGGCGAGCAGGCGUAGCAGAGAGGGGCCAUGUCGGCUGGUGUGAUGGACAGUGACUGCCAGGUGUGUCCAGCCGGAAUCUGCUAGUGACAUUUGACUGCAAGAUGGAUUUCUCCUGGGGAGAACAGUUCAGGGAAACUGGGAGUUACCCUUCAGGACAGUGAGCGUGUGGGGCUUCUCCGGUGAGGACACAUGGCCCUCUGGAACCGCAAGUUACCUGUGGCAGCUGCUUCCUGCUGCAGUAAGUGAACACAGGGUGGAAGACGGAGGUGCAAAAUGCACGGGGCUUAUUUCUUAUUGCAUUUAAAGUCUCUGUUUUUGUUUUGUAAAGUCCUUUAAAUUUUAUAUUGUCAAUGUAGGUAUUUUUCUAAAUUUAUUCAAUAAUUGCGUGAAGGCCCAGCAGGCAGAAAAGUCUUUCACAUACAUGGAAAAAGGUGUUAUUCAUGUAACAAAAGCAGUUGCCCACAGACUUUGUGGUGGUGGAAACAGCAACCUCCUCCUGUUAUUCCCCAGUCACUCUGCCAGGGCCCUGCUUGGUGCCUGUUUCUCCAGGGGCAGAAAUGAGGCUGGUGUCCCAACUUUUGAUCGUACCUGCUUUGCUGGAAACUUUUCCACGUCUGAGGCCUUCCUACCAGUUUCUGAUUUUUGACUCUGAGUUUGUUGGCUGCUUAACUUUCUCAGGCCUUUCUGAAGAAAUAGGCUGGAGGUUAGUGCUGUAGGUAGCCUUUGCAGUUUUGCCAUAAGCUCACAUUCCCUGCACCUUUGCAUCUCCAUCUUAACUGGACAGACAGCCCCUCUCUUGUGUAGAUUGCUUGUGAGAAUUUUCACUCUCAAACACACCCUGUCAUUGGACUCAGAAGGGCCCUGAACUCUGUCAUCUCUGUCACAGGAUUGCACAUUUAAGUCCAUGGAACCUCAAGCCUGCCGUCCCAUAAGGCCACCCCAGACACCACCUCAAACUGCUUAUAUGAAUUUCCAGGUUGAUCACCUGUUCACCAGCACUCAGGGGUUUAGAUACUGGAGACUGGAAGGGGGUACAGUGGUGGUGGUUACAGUAGAAGUCCCAGGGCAUUGCCAUGAACUGUGAGCCAUGAGCCUGUGACCAGCACCCACUACUAAGAAAGGGUAGGUGUGAAGGAGGUGGGACCAGCCUGCACACGGGUGGUGUUUGCAUGCCACGUUGCCGGAGGAGGAACUGUGCCAACUGCAGCCAGGCCUUCUCCCAGAGGCAACGCCUCCAAAAGCCUGAACAGCCAUGGGGAGGUCAAGACUGCUGUAGAGGUCACCCCCUGAUGGGAGGAACCCUGGCGGGCAAGUAAGCUGGGAUGCAUGGUGAUCAAAAAAGCGUGAGUCUGGACCUGCUCAGGGUUCCUGUAGAUUGGGGGACCUAGGUGGAGGGUUAUAAUGUGAAUAGCGGUCAGGGGAGUGAACCUGAGUGCAGCUGCUUCAUCUCAUCUGUUUCCCAGCCCUUCCACCUACCUUUGCAGGCGCGCUUCUCAGGCAUCUGUUCUGUUCGUCCUAGCUCGGCACACAGGCAGGAAUGGCUACCCGUGGGAUCCCCAGCCCCUGGCACCAACCACCACAAUGCUCUGGGCUUUUAUCUCUGCCCUGGGAUGGUUUCUUCUGAAUUGUAACAUAUACCCCAAAAGCAAGAAGUAGGUUUCGUUCAGCUUGAAGUACACACAGCCCAGUGCUGGAUCUGGGAGGUGCUGCAGGCUCUCAGGAAUUUUAAUGAAUGACCAACUGGUUGUGUAAAUAAAUGACUGUGAAUAAAGGAAAUGUGACAACAGUCUGUCCACUCCAUUGAAAGGAACACCUCAGGAGGCCGUGCUGAGGACUCCUCCUCUGCCAGGAGCCCUGUUCAUUGAGACACCUUAAAAUAGCCUCAAACUAUA